UUAGAGGCAAUAAUGUCUGAAAGGGCACCAGUGUCAGCCGAAGAAACAUUAGUUCGUUACGAUAACCCUGUAUUGGUCACUAAACAACCUGAAAAACCCUCAACCCCUCGUGCGGGCCCUUCGAUACAACCAUGUAUACCAACGGAAGCUAAGCGUGAAACAGAAGAAAUAUUAAAUGCAAUUCUUCCACCGAAAGAAUGGGAAGAAGACGGGCAGAUAUGGACACAAAAGAUAUCGUCAACACCGGCGACUCGCUUGGACGUGAUAAAUCUCCAAGAGAUGCUGGACACACGCUUGCAGCAGCGACAAGCGAGAGAAACUGGCAUCUGCCCCGUGCGUCGGCAGCUCUACACUCAAUGCUUUGAUGAGCUUAUACGGCAGGUGACUAUAAAUUGUGGUGAAAGAGGCCUCCUCUUACUUCGAGUGCGAGACGAAGCUAGAAUUACUAUGGAAGCGUAUCAAACGCUGUACUGUAGUUCGAUAGCUUUUGGCAUGAGAAAAGCUUUGCAGUCCGAACAAGGCAAAUCUGACCUCAUGGACCAAGUAGCAAAACUAGAAGCGGAGCGCUCUGCAUUAGAAAAGCUAUGCUCAGAAUUGAAGCAGAAAACAGAGCAGUUGGAACGACGCGCGGCUGAAUUGCGUGCGGCAGAGGAAAAGCGUCACCAGGAGGAACUUCUGGCUUUGAAGAAAACCAACGCUCAGCUGAAGGCACAACUGGAGGGUAUCAUAGCACCGAAGAAAUGAACAGUGUCAUUUUAUUUCAUUAUGCGUUCGUUAUU
Hyposmocoma kahamanoa is the source of this 779-nucleotide messenger RNA. RefSeq names its product putative inner dynein arm light chain, axonemal (gene Dnali1). The coding region runs from base 13 to 744 and encodes 243 amino acids. The record is from RefSeq and is a predicted model, not a curated record. NCBI's taxonomy places the organism in Eukaryota, Metazoa, Arthropoda, Insecta, Lepidoptera, Cosmopterigidae. Gene Ontology annotation, molecular function: dynein heavy chain binding. The transcript is spliced from 6 exons. Gene Ontology annotation, cellular component: filopodium; axoneme.